UUGUCAAACCGGCUAUUCCAAAACAUUUCGCACGUGUUUUGCUGAGUGUAGUUUUGUGACUAGAAGGUAAUUGUUAACAGCAGUGAAAUGAAAAAGAAAAGCCGAAAGCCUCAAUAUAAACAAAAUCGCGCAAAGGUGGUUGCACCGGUUGAAGAUGAGCCAGCUGCGAUUAAGAAUGCUCCUCACACGUUCGUUAUACGACGCGGAGAACGAUGCGCGUCGGUUGCACGAUUGUCUCGCGAUUUCCGUCGUAUGAUGGAACCCUUCACUGCGUCGAACCUACGUGAGCGACGCUUUAACAAGGUGAAAGAUUUUGUGCAUUUAUCCGGAUUUUUCCACGUUUCACACAUGUGCGUGUUAUCGUUGUCAGCGCAAACGCUGUCGCUAAAAAUUAUGCGUAUGCCGAAGGGCCCAACGCUCACGUUCAAGGUGCACCAGUACACGCUGGCAAAGGAUGUUAUUAGCAACGCGCGUAAGCAAUUUGUGGACGAAGAAUGCUUCCAAACGCCACCGUUAGUCAUUUUAAACAGCUUCGCCGGAGAAGGAAAACACAUGAAGCUAAUGGCGAGCACGUUUCAGAACAUGUUUCCGCCAAUUAAUCUGUCCCAGAUAAAGCUUUCAACGAUGAAACGUUGCGUGUUGCUGUCAUAUAAUCCGGUGAGCAAAUUGAUUGAUCUACGGCAUUAUUCAAUCUCAGCGGUGCCGGUAAAUUUGAACCGAGGCGUCAAGAAACUUGUUACGCGCAACAUACCCAACCUGGGACGAUUCGAGGAUAUAGCUGAUUUCGUGGAGAAAGGGCAUCUGCUUUCCGAGUCGGAAGUGGACGAUGAAGAGGCGCACGUAGUUCUAGCACAGAACCUGAAGUGUGGAAAUUUGGCCGAAAAUCAAUCAUCAUUACGCCUUCACGAGAUUGGUCCACGCAUCACGAUGCGGCUGAUGAAGAUAGAGGAUGAUCUUAUGACGGGUGAGGUGCUCUACCACGACUACAUCGAAAAAGAUCCUAUCGAAGUGGAAGCCAUUCGAAAGAAGCGAGCUCAGCAGCGUAGGCUAAAGGAACAGCGUAAACGUAAGCAGGAAGAAAAUUUGAAAAAGAAGGAAAAAGACAAGGAGCAACACCGUGCCAAGACGUCGAAACAGGCCAAGGCUGGUGAAAUUACGGAGCAGGACAAACUGUUACUGAAGGACGCAGAGGAAGCGGUGGGCGAUGUAUCGGAUGAAGACGAUCGCGAAUACUAUCGCAAGGAGAUCGGUGACAAUCCGGAUGAAGAGCUGUUCGAAUCGGCCGGGAGUGGCAAUCGUAAGCGACCUUUCAUUCCAAAGGGAUCGAACUAUUCGCUUAAGCCGAAGAAGCCUCGUCUGGAUAAACGAAAACAAUACGAGGAAGAUGAUCGGAUGGCAAGACAGGAUAACAAACGCAGAAACAACGAAGGGAAAGAGAUGAAGGGUAAGGGCAAAUUCGGCAAAAAGGGCAUGAAGGAUGAUUUUAAGGGGAAAUCAAAGUAUAACAACGGAUCUAAGAAAACGAAAGGCGGACCGAAAAAGGCCAGUGGUAAAAAAUCGUCCAAACGAAAGUAAUUAUCAAUAAAUCUUUAUUACCUGCGUUCUCUUCAGGUAAA
This is a messenger RNA of Anopheles funestus (African malaria mosquito), 1616 nucleotides long. It is a transcript of the gene ppan, whose product is annotated as protein Peter pan. The record is from RefSeq and is a predicted model, not a curated record. Bases 88 to 1575 code for a protein of 495 amino acids. Gene Ontology annotation, biological process: rRNA processing; ribosomal large subunit assembly. Gene Ontology annotation, molecular function: rRNA binding. Gene Ontology annotation, cellular component: preribosome, large subunit precursor. The transcript is spliced from 2 exons. NCBI's taxonomy places the organism in Eukaryota, Metazoa, Arthropoda, Insecta, Diptera, Culicidae.